Messenger RNA from Nothoprocta perdicaria, 5010 nucleotides. RefSeq names its product phosphatidylcholine translocator ABCB4-like. Gene Ontology annotation, molecular function: ABC-type transporter activity; ATP hydrolysis activity; ATP binding. Gene Ontology annotation, cellular component: membrane. Lineage: Eukaryota; Metazoa; Chordata; Aves; Tinamiformes; Tinamidae. The coding region runs from base 455 to 4321 and encodes 1288 amino acids. The record is from RefSeq and is a predicted model, not a curated record. The transcript has 30 exons. Gene Ontology annotation, biological process: transmembrane transport.
UCCCAUCUUUUGCGUAAUAACUGGACCCAUCUGUGAAACACAGCGAGUAUCCUGCGGCGCCGRAGUCAGCAGCACAGCUUUUAUCCGAACGCACUUGUCAGGCUAGAUGGAUCGUGUUUUUCUGGAUUAGGAUUGGAAGAAGCACCCCUUUUGUGUUAUAUGGUUCCGUUUUCGUUGCACGUUCAAGAAUGUCUGAAGCAUUUGGUGCCAUCUCUAAUAUGGAACAGAAAGCAGAGUCCAAAAUACAAACACUUUCCUCUCCAAAGUAGGCGAGGCAAAGUGAGUGGGAAAGGAGAAGGCUGUUAUCAUUUCUGUUUUCCAUUGAAGAGCAAAGUUCAAUCAUGCUGGGUGUCCCUAGUUGUAUUAGUUCUGCUGAUUAUUGAAUAAACUUCCAGACRGGGAGAAGCCAACAAAGAGCGAUUGUCAAAAAGGAACUGUCUUAAAUAUAUUUAAAAUGCGUGCUGAAGAUGAAAAGAAACCUACUGAAGAUGGAAACAGCUAUGAGAUCACUGCAUUCAGACAGGAUUUUGAAUCUGAAGACAAAGACAAGAAGAAAAAGAAGAAAGGAGAAAAGGCUAAUGUGGUCAGYCCGCUUACGCUGUUUCGAUAUUCCAGUUGUAUGGAUAAAUUACUAAUGAUACUAGGCACUAUCCUGGCAAUUGCCCAUGGAACCAGCCUCCCUAUUGGGAUGAUAAUUUUUGGAGAUAUGACUGACAGUUUCGUUAUUUCUGCAAACACAACUAUUCCAGAUAACUUUUCUGCAGUGAAUAUCACUUCAGAUUUUCUUACCAAGCUAGAAGACGAUAUGACAAGGUAUGCAUAUUACUAUUCUGGAAUAGCAGCUGGUGUUCUUAUUGCUGCUUAUGUGCAGACUUCAUUUUGGACCCUAGCAGCAGGUCGGCAAGUAAAGAAAAUUAGAAAACAGUUUUUUCAUGCAAUUAUGAGACAGGAAAUUGGAUGGUUUGAUGUGAAUGAUGUGGGAGAACUUAACACUCGCCUCAUAGAUGAUGUCGCCAAGAUUAAUGAAGGAAUAGGUGACAAAAUUGGAUUGCUUGUUCAAUCAUUAACAACAUUUAUAACAGGAUUUAUUGUCGGUCUCAUAAGAGGAUGGAAAUUAACUCUUGUAAUAUUAGCAGUCAGUCCUGUCCUGGGUCUUUCAGCAGCUCUCUGGGCAAAGGUYCUGUCUGCUUUUACUGACAAAGAACAAGCUGCAUAUGCAAAGGCAGGAGCUGUUGCUGAAGAAGUUUUGUCCUCAAUUCGGACUGUAAUAGCUUUUGGAGGACAGGAAAAAGAGAUUAAAAGGUACCAUAAAAAUUUAGAAGAUGCUAAACGCAUUGGAAUAAGAAAGUCUAUUACUGCRAAUAUUUCUAUGGGUGUUGCUUUCUUGCUGAUAUAUGCAUCAUAUGCAUUGGCCUUCUGGUAUGGAACUACCUUGAUAAUAGCUGACGAUUACACUAUUGGCAAUGUUCUUACAGUUUUUUUCUCUGUGUUGAUUGGAGCUUUCAGUAUCGGACAGACUGCUCCAAGCAUAGAGGCAUUUGCUAACGCAAGGGGAGCUGCUUAUGCAAUAUUUAAUAUCAUAGACAAUGAACCCCAAAUUGACAGUUAUUCAGAGGUAGGUCACAAACCAGACCAUAUUAAAGGAGAUUUGGAGUUCCAAAAUGUUUGCUUCAAUUAUCCAUCCAGACCAGAUGUUAAGGUACUGAAAGGCUUGAAUCUCAAGGUUAACUGUGGCCAGACAGUAGCCCUUGUUGGUGGCAGUGGCUGUGGGAAAAGUACAACUGUUCAGCUCAUCCAGAGAUUUUAUGACCCCAAGGAAGGCAUGGUUACCAUUGAUGGGCAGGACAUUAGGAGCCUCAACGUCCGAUAUCUGCGGGAGAUUAUUGGCGUGGUGAAUCAGGAGCCCGUGCUGUUUGCUACUACUAUUGCAGAAAACAUUCGCUAUGGCCGUGAGAACGUCACCAUGGAAGAGAUUGAAAAAGCUACCAAGGAAGCCAAUGCCUACGACUUCAUCAUGAAGCUGCCCAAUAAGUUUGAGACCCUGGUUGGAGAAAGAGGGGCCCAGCUGAGCGGAGGCCAGAAGCAGAGGAUAGCGAUUGCCCGUGCUCUGGUUCGCAACCCCAAAAUCCUCCUGCUCGAUGAGGCCACCUCAGCUUUGGAUACUGAAAGUGAAUCCGUUGUGCAGGCAGCACUGGACAAGGCAAGGGAAGGACGCACCACAGUUGUCGUAGCUCACCGAUUAUCAACAGUCCGUAAUGCCGAUUGUAUAGCUGUAUUUGAAGGUGGAAUUGUCACAGAACAAGGGAAUCAUAGUGAAUUGAUGGAAAGAAAGGGAAUCUACUACAAAUUUGUUAACAUGCAGUCAAUAGAUACUGAUGUUGAAUCGUCAGAAAAAGAUGAAAAUGUCCUGAGUGUCAAAAAAAGUGUCUCUGAAUCAGAACUGGAUGAAUCCUUAAUAAAAGGAGGACUGCGAAGACGAUCAACUCGGAGAAGCUUCAGAAGACCGGGAGAAAAUGGUGAUCCUGAGGAGAAAACAAAAUUGCCUGACAUUGAAGUACCUCCGGCUUCAUUUCUGAAAAUUAUGAAGUUGAACAAAACUGAAUGGCCAUAUUUUGUAGCUGGCACAACAUGUGCAAUUAUCAACGGGGCUUUACAACCUGCAUUUUCAAUCAUAUUUUCAGAAAUUAUUGGGAUUUUUUCAGAGUCCGACAAGGCUGUUAUAAGAGAAAAGAGCAACUUAUAUUCACUGCUGUUUUUAGGACUUGGGAUCAUUUCAUUUUUCACUUUCUUUUUCCAGGGUUUCACAUUUGGUAAAGCUGGAGAAGUUCUCACAAUGAGGCUGCGAUUCAUGGCAUUUAAAGCAAUGCUUAGACAGGAUAUGGGCUGGUUUGAUGAUACUAGAAAUAGCACGGGAGCAUUAACUGCAAGACUUGCUAAUGAUGCCUCACAAGUGAAAGGAGCAACUGGUGUCAGAUUGGCAUUAAUUGCCCAGAACAUAGCUAACCUUGGGACUGGAAUUAUUAUAUCAUUAGUUUAUGGCUGGCAACUGACCUUAUUACUUUUAGCUGUUGUGCCAAUCAUUGCUGUAGCAGGAAUGAUUGAAAUGAAGAUGCUGGCUGGACAUGCUAAGAAAGAUAAGAAAGAGCUGGAAAUUGCAGGAAAGAUUGCCACAGAAGCCAUAGAAAAUAUUCGAACUGUUGCAAGUUUGACCCGAGAAAGAAAAUUUGAGGGCAUGUAUGGAGAACAUCUGAAUGUACCAUACAGAAAUUCAGUCAAAAAGGCACAUAUAUUUGGGUUUUGUUUUGCCCUUUCACAAGCAAUGAUGUUCUUUACCUAUGCCGGCUGUUUCCGCUUUGGUGCCUAUCUAGUGGUAAAUGGACACAUGGAGUAUAAAAAUGUGUUUUUAGUGUUUUCAGCUGUUGUAUUUGGUGCAAUGGCUUUAGGACAAACUAGCUCUUUUGCUCCGGACUAUGCCAAAGCCAAGAUAUCUGCAGCCCACAUGUUCAUGCUGUUUGAAACAGUACCCUCAAUAGACAGUUACAGUGAGGAAGGACUGAAGCCUGAAAGAUUUGAGGGAAACAUAGCAAUCAAGGAUGUGAAGUUCAACUACCCAAAUCGACCUGAUGUCAAAGUUCUCCAAGGUUUGAAUCUAAAAGUAGAAAAAGGACAGACUCUGGCUCUUGUUGGUAGCAGUGGCUGUGGAAAGAGCACUGUUGUUCAGUUGCUUGAGAGAUUUUAUGAUCCACUUGAUGGAGAAAUGCUCUUCGAUGACAAAAAUGCAAAGGCACUAAAUAUCCAGUGGCUGAGAUCGCAGAUCGGUAUCGUCUCACAAGAACCAAUCCUGUUUGACUGCACUAUUGCUGAGAACAUUGCUUAUGGAGAUAACAGCCGGGAAGUGCUACAUGAGGAAAUUGUUAGUGCAGCCAAAAAAGCCAAUAUUCAUUCCUUCAUUGAAUCUCUACCAGAUAAAUAUAAUACUCGGGUAGGAGACAAGGGAACCCAGCUCUCUGGUGGUCAGAAACAACGUAUUGCUAUUGCCCGAGCUCUUGUACGCCAGCCCCAAAUUCUGCUACUUGAUGAAGCUACGUCUGCCCUAGAUACAGAAAGUGAAAAGGUUGUGCAGGAGGCCCUGGAUAAAGCCCGCGAAGGCCGCACCUGCAUCGUGAUCGCUCACCGCCUCUCCACCAUCCAGAACGCCGACAAGAUCGCCGUGGUCCAGAACGGCAAGGUUGUAGAGCAAGGGACUCACCAACAACUCCUGACUGAGAAAGGCAUCUACUAUUCACUGGUCAAUGUUCAGUCUGGGUCAUGCAACAUGUAAAUUAAAGGCAGUGCUUACCUCUGAAGUGUCACUGUAAUUAUUUCAAUGCUGCAUAGUAGUUGUAGUCAGUUUUGAUACUUCUGUUUUUCCUCCAAAACCAAAGGUCUUUUAUAAAUCCUGUGAAAGCAGGAAUUACUAAGUAAAUUCCUACCAGUGCCUCACUGCCAGCUCGUUGUUCAAAUCACCUUAUUUUGUAGCCAAAACAGGGGUCUAUUGCAUUCAUAAUACUAGAAACAYGCUAAGCAGAAUUUUUCAGUAGCCUACCUUAAAUGCUAACAAAAGCAGACUAGUAUGGCAUAUCUAGUAAACAAUAUGUAACAUACAUAUUGGGUAUUGUCUAUCAUCUACAYGCCUUAUACAUGGGGCAGAGGCCAAGGGCUAAGACUCCCUGAAGAGUGAAGUAUCUUAUAAAAGGAGAUCUUAAACUGAGGGCUGCAGGAACUGGACAGAAGGACUCCUUUUUCAGUUCCAGCUUCCCUCACUGAAGUGCUCUUGACCCUGAUCGUCUUGAAGAACCUAAAAGACUGGGACUGAUUAAGGACUGUAAUCACCACUGCUAACUGCAUGGCAUCAGCUCUGUGGUUCUGUAUAUUUGUUGCUAAUUUAAGAUAUAGUUGUUAAAUACUAACUGCCUUGAAUAUGUAGUAAUAGUGAUUAAUAAUGAUUAAGAACUAACCAUUAACAAUAUG